Messenger RNA from Ambispora leptoticha, 492 nucleotides. NCBI's taxonomy places the organism in Eukaryota, Fungi, Glomeromycota, Glomeromycetes, Archaeosporales, Ambisporaceae. The record is from the annotation of a GenBank genome assembly.
GGUACUCGGCUUGACCGUCGGGAAGCAAGAACAUGGAGGGAAGAGUGUAAUCGUAAAAAGUGUACACUAUCAGUUCACAUUGAGACCAACCAUGGGAAUGUAAGCGGGACCACUAACGGUGGGACCUUUUUUGCUGGAUUAGAGAGAGAUAUGUCCAAGAAAAGAAAAUAUCAAGAAAAUAAGAUGCUAACUCCGACGAGCGUUAUACCCGAGAAAAAAAGACAAUCUGUUUCGAAUAUCCGAUCUAUCAAUGAGGCUAAUGAAAUCGUUGAGGGUACUAUAUUGAUCACUGACCGAAUGUUUACAGAACGAAAAGAAACGGUCUACAACCCGAUUGAAACAGAAUUAACUCCAAAUGAAAAAAAAGAGACCUUGAUCAAUACACAUGAUGAGGAUAUCAUUGACAAUAUCGUAUUACGUGAUAUGUAUCUCGAUACACGACGGGAAAUCCGUGACCGUAUUUCGCAAAAGGAUGCAAGUUCACCAUUCUGA